AAGGAGGAGCUGGCACACCUGAAGAAGAACCAUGAGGAGGAAAUCAGCGCCCUGAGGGGCCAAGUGGGUGGCCAGGUCAGUGUGGAGGUGGAUUCUGCUCCAGGCAUUGACCUAGCCAAGAUCCUCAGCGACAUGAGAAGCCAAUAUGAGCUCAUGGCUGAGAAGAACCGGAAGGAUGCGGAAGCUUGGUUCAUCAGUCAGACAGAGGAGCUAAACCAGGAGGUCGCUAGCCACACCGAGCAGCUCCAGAUGAGCAAGACUGAAGUCACUGACCUGCGACGGACCCUUCAGGGCCUUGAGAUUGAGCUGCAGUCCCAUCUUAGUAUGAAAGCCGCCCUGGAAGGCACGUUGGCAGAGACAGAGGCCCGCUAUGGAGCUCAGCUGGCACACAUCCAGGGGGUGAUCGGCGGCAUUGAAGCCCAGCUGGGCAACGUGCGUGCUGAUAUGGAGCGGCAGAACCAGGAGUACCAGCAGCUCAUGGGCAUCAAGACGCGGCUGGAGCAGGAGAUUGCCACUUACCGCAACCUGCUCGAGGGCCAGGAUGCCCACUACAACAACCUGCCCACUACCAAGGCUAUCUGA
Messenger RNA from Castor canadensis (American beaver), 582 nucleotides. The record is from RefSeq and is a predicted model, not a curated record. Lineage: Eukaryota; Metazoa; Chordata; Mammalia; Rodentia; Castoridae.